AUCUCAUGUGUGAUCCUAGUUUUUGUAAUUGAAAUAUUACUAGUUUUUGUAUUUAGAUUAGUAAUAAAAAUGCCUAAAAUAAAGACAGAGAAAAAGUCUCGAGUCCAUAAUGAAAUUGCUAAACAAGGUAUACAGUUCAACAAAGAUUUCGGUCAACAUAUUCUCAAAAACCCUCUAAUUAUCACAUCUAUGCUUGAUAAGUCUGGUUUGAGGCCUACAGAUGUGGCCCUUGAAAUUGGCCCUGGUACGGGGAACAUGACCAUCAAAAUGCUGGACAGGGUGAAGAAAGUCAUCGCGUGCGAAAUUGAUACAAGACUAGUAGCUGAGUUACAAAAGCGAGUACAGGGAACACCUUACCAAGCAAAACUGCAAAUCCUAGUUGGAGAUAUUUUAAAAACAGAACUGCCAUUUUUUGAUAUCUGUGUAGCCAACAUACCAUAUCAAAUCAGUUCACCUCUAGUAUUUAAGCUGUUACUACAUAGACCUUUCUUUAGAUGUGCAGUACUUAUGUUCCAGAAAGAAUUUGCUGAUAGAUUGGUUGCUAAACCUGGAGAUAAAUUGUUCUGUAGACUAUCUAUAAAUACUCAAUUGUUGGCAAGAGUUGACAUGUUAAUGAAGGUAGGAAAAAACAACUUCAGGCCUCCACCAAAAGUUGAAUCAAGUGUAGUGAGGAUUGAACCUAGGAAUCCACCCCCACCAAUCAACUUUGUGGAAUGGGAUGGUCUUACUAGGAUAGCAUUUGUAAGAAAAAAUAAGACGUUGGCUGCAGCAUUCAAACAUUCUACUACUAUGGCUGUGCUAGAGAAGAAUUACAAAGUGCACUGUUCUCUUCAUAAUAAGGAGAUACAAGAGGACUUUGACAUAAAACAUAAAGUACAAGAAAUCCUUACCAAUGCAGAAGCUGACCAAAUGAGAGCCAGAACAAUGGACAUUGAUGAUUUUAUGAAAGUAUUACAUGCUUUCAACUCUGAAGGAAUACACUUUGCAUAACCA
Molecule: messenger RNA, 993 nt
Organism: Hyposmocoma kahamanoa
Lineage: Eukaryota; Metazoa; Arthropoda; Insecta; Lepidoptera; Cosmopterigidae
Product: probable dimethyladenosine transferase
Exons: 5
Coding region: 70-990 (306 amino acids)
Biological process (GO): rRNA methylation
Cellular component (GO): mitochondrial matrix
Molecular function (GO): rRNA (adenine-N6,N6-)-dimethyltransferase activity
Source: RefSeq, a predicted model, not a curated record